Messenger RNA from Pseudophryne corroboree (corroboree frog), 1353 nucleotides. RefSeq names its product paraneoplastic antigen Ma3 homolog. Gene Ontology annotation, molecular function: nucleic acid binding; zinc ion binding. The coding region runs from base 1 to 1353 and encodes 450 amino acids. The record is from RefSeq and is a predicted model, not a curated record. The transcript has a single exon. NCBI's taxonomy places the organism in Eukaryota, Metazoa, Chordata, Amphibia, Anura, Myobatrachidae.
AUGGAGGGGGUUAGUAAUGACGAUAUUUUUUGUUGGUGUAGCGAGAAGAAGAUCGAUGUCGAAUGUAGCUUCGGAAUAAGCGGAAAUUUGACCAGCGCCAGUGAAGACAGCAUAAUUACUGCUGUAAAAUUUCUUUAUGGAGUUAGUGAGCCGAGUCUUGUGGACCGAUGGAAAGGGUCCCAGGGUAAUAUUACGGCUGUUUUAAUUACAAACAAGAACCCACUAGACCCGACCUUGCUCCCCAGCAUGGUGGUAGUUGAUGGAGUUCCGGGGUGGAAAGUUCAUUUGAUAUGCCCUGAAAGGAAAGAUAGUGGAGAAGAUGAUUGUCCCACCAGUGAGGAACAGGGAACAGGAGAGCCCCAGCCUAGAUGCUGUUUCAACGCUACCAGUAAUGACACAGGGACCACCACCCAUAGUGGGGAAGUUGUGGAUAAUCAGGUGGAAACCGUCGUGGGCAAGAUGGUUAGUCAGUUAGAAUGGUGGCAUUUCGAGGGAGGAUAUCGUCGCCUUAGAAUCUUCUCGGGAAUCAUCCCAGUGCCAGCUGGAGAAGAGACCUACGAGCUCUGGAGGGAGGCCGCCACACAACAUUCCGAAGAAUGGCAAUGCCCGGAACAUAUUAAACGGCAGCGGGUGGUUGAAAGUCUCAGAGGGCCAGCUAUGGGAGUUAUUCAAGCUACCCGGAGGAGCAAUCCUAAGGCUACGUUGAAAGAAUACAUAGAGGCACUAGAUUUCUCCUUUGGCACUUUGGAGGACGUAGGUGACUUAAUGGCGAGACUCAACCAUACCUACCAGGAGCCUGGAGAGAACUUGACACAUUAUGUAUUUAGAGUUGAUAGGUUAAUUUACAAAAUUGUCGACAAAGGGGGUAUUGAAAAGGAUGCGGUGGACCAAAGAAGACUGAUCCAGGUGCUAAAAGGGGCAUUAACCAGUAGUACUGUAGCCCAACGGCUUAGAUGUACCAUGAACACCAAUCAGCCUCCAUCACUGAAUGAGUUGGUACGAGAAGUGAAGCUGGAGGAGGUACAAAUCGAGAACAGGGAAAGAACCAUAAAAAAGGUCAAAGUAGUUUUGCCAGUUACUGAGCAACCCUCUAUUGAUGAAAGGUUGGUGAAGUUAAUAGAGGAGCAAAAUAAAACAAUUGAGCAGCUUAUAGCGCUCCAGACUAAUCCCCCUUAUAGUCAAGGAGUGAAUUCUGAAUUUGGGAGGGGAAUAAGAAGGGACAAUAGAUUCCCCAUCAUCUGCUAUAGUUGUGGACAAUCGGGUCAUCGGUCAUUUGAGUGUCCACUGUAUGGAAACAGCAGGAGAGGAAGUGGUAAUAAUCCUGGUUAUCGGAGAAGAUCCUCCCCACCGUAA